UUCAAAUAUAAAUUACUGUAGCAAUUAGAAGUGUUUGAAAAUAUUUGCUUUAGCUGAAAUGAAGUUAACAAAACUGGAUUGGGAAAAACAUGUCACUUGAAACAGAAAAGGCCUUUAUCCGGGUCAAAACUACAGGGAAAAAUUCACACUGGGUAUGCAUGGCAAAACUUUCUAGAAUUCUCCUUUUAUGAAACGAGAGAAAUUUGAAAAUGCUCUACUAAAAAUAAAUCUGCCAACAUUCAAAGUACACUUUUGGUAAUGACAUCAAAUUACACAUUGUCAUGUAUAUUAAAUGUAAUUUGUUUAAUUUUUAAAAUGUAAUUUUAAAUAAUUUAGAAUUACUUGUUCCAAAUGGUAGAUUUUCUUUACAUUAUCAAAAAUAGACAAAAGAAAUAAUGAAUUUGAAAGGGUGUAGAAUCUAGCCACAGUGCACAUUUAAUUGAACUUAAUUGUAUGCUUUAUUUAAAUAGACUUUCUCUUUUUAAAAAUAACUUAGUAUCAAUAGUUCCCCUCAAAGCAUAAUAAAAUAUGUACACUUUAUAAAAUAUUAACCGAUUAAACAAUACUGCCGUGUUGUUUAUAAGAGUUGUAGCUGAAGUUCAUAAUUAUACUGUUGACACACGCCAGUGAGGUUAGCGAAGAGAUCCUUAGCAAAACGCAAAUGACGAUUUUCCGACAGUGAUUUUUAUAAAAUAGCUAAUUAAUGACAGGAUAGAAUCGUUCCAACCAUCGCAUCAUCAGAUAUAAUAAUAGUGACGAAUCAGACAAAAAAGAUCCCCACUAAACGAUUUGCAUUUUUUUCCAGAAGUCCUCAAGUCCUAAUAUCAUCAAUUCUUCUUAGUUCGUGGACAUUGGGCCGGAGGUGGAUUCUGUAGUUCCAACACCAAGGUCCCUGCGCGUUUUAUUGCGACCUGCCGGUGGGAACUUUGUCUCCAAAUCGGAGCAGCAUGGAGCGGCGGAGCGAGAGCCCGUGUCUUCGGGACAGCCCCGACCGAAGAAGCGGCAGCCCCGACGUCAAGGGGCCUCCCCCGGUGAAGGUGGCCCGGCUGGAGCAGAACGGCAGCCCCAUGGGAGCCCGCGGGAGGCCCAACGGCGCCGUGGCCAAGGCCGUGGGAGGUAACAGCCCGGAGCUGGGAGGUUUGAUGAUUCCAGUUUUCUGUGUGGUGGAGCAGUUGGAUGGCUCUCUUGAAUACGACAACCGAGAAGAGCACGCUGAGUUCGUCUUGGUGCGGAAAGAUGUGCUUUUUAGCCAGCUGGUGGAGACCGCGCUCCUGGCCCUGGGGUAUUCCCACAGCUCUGCAGCGCAGGCCCAAGGAAUAAUCAAGCUAGGGAGGUGGAACCCCCUCCCCCUCAGUUAUGUGACAGACGCCCCUGAUGCGACUGUGGCCGACAUGCUGCAAGAUGUCUAUCACGUUGUGACGCUGAAGAUCCAAUUACAAAGUUGUUCAAAGUUGGAAGACUUGCCUGCGGAGCAAUGGAACCACGCCACCGUCCGCAAUGCCUUAAAGGAACUGCUCAAAGAAAUGAACCAGAGCACAUUAGCCAAAGAAUGCCCUCUCUCCCAGAGUAUGAUUUCAUCCAUUGUAAAUAGCACAUACUAUGCCAAUGUGUCAGCAACCAAGUGCCAGGAGUUUGGGAGAUGGUACAAAAAGUAUAAGAAGAUAAAAGUGGAAAGAGUGGAGCGAGAGAACCUUUCAGACUAUUGUGUUCUGGGCCAGCGGCCAAUGCAUUUACCAAAUAUGAACCAGCUGGCAUCCCUGGGCAAAACCAACGAACAGUCUCCUCAUAGCCAAAUCCACCACAGUACUCCAAUCCGAAACCAAGUGCCCGCACUCCAGCCCAUCAUGAGCCCUGGUCUUCUCUCACCGCAGCUCAGUCCUCAGCUUGUCAGGCAGCAAAUAGCCAUGGCCCAUCUGAUAAACCAACAGAUAGCCGUUAGCCGACUCCUGGCUCACCAGCAUCCUCAAGCCAUCAACCAGCAGUUCUUGAACCACCCACCCAUUCCCAGAGCAGUUAAGCCAGAGCCAACAAACUCCUCUGUGGAAGUCUCUCCUGAUAUCUACCAGCAAGUUAGAGAUGAGUUGAAGAGGGCUAGUGUGUCUCAAGCUGUCUUUGCAAGAGUGGCAUUCAACCGCACACAGGGAUUAUUGUCAGAGAUACUGCGUAAGGAAGAAGAUCCCAGGACUGCGUCUCAGUCUCUUCUAGUAAACCUGAGGGCCAUGCAGAACUUCCUCAACCUGCCUGAAGUGGAGCGUGAUCGCAUUUACCAGGAUGAGCGAGAGAGGAGCAUGAACCCCAAUGUGAGCAUGGUCUCCUCUGCCUCUAGCAGUCCCAGCUCCUCCCGAACCCCACAGGCCAAAACCUCGACACCGACAACAGACCUCCCUAUUAAGGUGGACGGCGCCAACGUCAACAUCACAGCUGCCAUUUAUGACGAGAUCCAACAGGAGAUGAAAAGAGCCAAGGUGUCUCAAGCCCUGUUUGCCAAAGUGGCUGCAAACAAAAGUCAGGGCUGGCUUUGCGAACUGCUUCGUUGGAAGGAGAACCCCAGCCCAGAAAACCGCACCCUUUGGGAGAAUCUCUGCACCAUCCGCCGUUUCCUGAAUCUUCCCCAACAUGAGCGGGAUGUGAUCUAUGAGGAAGAAUCUCGACAUCACCACAGUGAACGCAUGCAGCAUGUGGUCCAGCUCCCACCUGAGCCCGUGCAGGUCCUUCAUCGACAGCAGUCCCAGCCAACUAAGGAGAGCUCCCCUCCCAGAGAAGAAGCACCCCCACCGCCUCCUCCAACAGAAGACAGCUGUGCCAAAAAGCCUCGGUCUCGCACAAAGAUCUCUUUGGAAGCCCUGGGCAUCCUUCAAAGCUUCAUCCAUGAUGUAGGCCUCUAUCCCGACCAGGAAGCCAUCCACACACUCUCCGCCCAGCUGGAUCUCCCCAAACACACCAUCAUCAAGUUCUUCCAGAACCAGAGGUACCACGUGAAGCACCAUGGCAAGCUGAAGGAGCACCUGGGCUCCGCCGUGGACGUGGCAGAGUAUAAGGACGAGGAGCUGCUGACCGAGUCCGAGGAGAAUGACAGUGAGGAAGGCUCGGAGGAGAUGUACAAGGUGGAGGCCGAGGAAGAGAAUGCCGACAAGAGCAAGGCUGCACCGGCCGAAACCGACCAGAGAUAAUGUGAACUCCGCAGGCAGAGCAAUAGAUGGGUCCAAGGACUUUCUGUUUUAGUUUCUUUCAAGUUCCUCUCGGCUUUGUUUUAUUUUGUUUUGGUUUUGUCUGUUUUAUUUUUCUUACCCUUAAUGGCAUUCCUCUGUUGCACAGGAUAGCCUAUAGACUGAGUAAGCUCAGAGUUUCUGAAUCAGACGUCACCUUGGCAAAGACACUAAGUGUUAAACUUUUACAAUUGACUCGACCAUAGUAAUUCUAGUCACGGGCGACCCUGCCGUCAUUCCUGCCAACUUAUGGAAGCGAUACCAGGCAAAUUCCAGGAUGGGAAGACCCACGAGAUAAAUGAAGGAAGCUGCAAGUGUGUAUAUGUAUAUGUACAUAUCUCUAUAUUUACAUAUAUAUAUUAAAAUUGCAUGGGACAGAGAACUUUACAAUCCGAAGGACUAGACUGUGAAAUGAGUUCUUAAAGAAAAGACUUGUUUAUGUAUAAAAACUAAUACCACUUCACAGUGAGUCACUUUGACUUUGAGAAACUGCAGCCUGCUCUCAGGGCGGGAUAACUAUUUUUGAAUUCCUAUUUAUUUUGUGUGUUUGUCCCUGAUUUUUUUUUUUUUAAUUCUAUGGCUUCCUAUCUGGCAGCUUUUAAUGGGUAAUUUCUGAGGUAUGUAUUUAACAAAAUAACACUGCCAAAAAGAUGAGAGACAGGAGGAAAGAAGAGAGUAAAGUGGGAGAAAAUCAGGGCAUGUCAAAAAAACCAACAUAAGACCAAUUCCUCCAGAGGACAUAAUGCACACCUUAAGACAAGGACUCAGCGCCGUGACCCUCCACACUCCAUUCCCGAGCAUGCCAGCACUGUAUCGAGCGGAUGCCUUCUGUGGAAUCCCGAGCCCAGUUCAGUGCAGAGGAAACUUGACCUUUAGCGCAGUCUCAAUGAGUGACGUUUUGACGUUGGACCUAUGGAAUCCAUGCUAUGAGCCACAUUUUGUUGUGAAGUUUAUUUACUCGCUUGUGGCUUCAAAUCUUAAAAUUAUUAAGCCUGCUCAUUUAAUAUUGUUAGGGUGUUACCCUUUCCUUCCUUUCCUUUCUUUCUUUCUUUCUUUCUUUCUUUCUUUCUUUCUUUCUUUCUUUCUUUCUUUCUUUUUUUUUUUCUGGAUUUCUUUUGUUCUUGUUCUUGUUUUGGUUUUGGUUUGGUUUGUUUUAAAUAGAACAUAGUUUAAUGUAAUGUUAGGUUAGAGAAAGAAGUUUCUGCCCGGUUAGAGGGGCUCCCGCUCAGAUAACUCCACCCUGCCCUCUCCCCGAGUGUUCCUACUCUGCUUCCGUUUAGACUUCCUCUUCUUCACAAAUCCCCUUCACUUUAGCCAGACCUCUGCAGACCCUGAGCUCACGCGUCUCCACCCUUCCCCUGCCACGACAGCCCUGGCAGGAACCUGGUUUGGAAUCAUGCACCUCCAGGCAAUAAAGUAAGUGAAGCGAUUUCAGCAGAGUCACCUACUCAUCGGAAAAGGAAAUAAUUGUCCCAGUGCCCCACAUAGCGCUUACCUUACGUAAAGCAGAACUAAUGCCAACGGGCUGUUUUGUGGAACAAGCGUUAAAGCUGCAAUCUACCACAGUUUGCCAAAUCUCCUCCAGUUUCCUAUUAGAAACAGUAGCAUUACCUUCCAGUUCCAGUGACAGCGAUUGCAAGAGGAGACCUCCCUUCCUUCGGGACCGGCCUCCGGAACCCACUCCAGGCUUGAGAUGGCCACUCAGCAGUCCCGCACGGUUGGAUUUUAUUUUCUUUUGUUUUGUUUUUGAGUUGUAUCCUCAUGCAACCUUGUCAAAGACCUCAUGCAAUAUCACUUUGAAAUUUAUUUUCUGUUUACUACACAAACAUUGUAAUAUAACUGUUAAUACUAUUUAUAUAUUUGAAAGGUAUAAGAGGUAGGAGUUUAAAAAAAAAACCUCUAUGUGUAGAUAUUAACUCAGAGCUUACACUAUACAGGGAGAAGACACGUUGCAAUACAAGCUAAUUCUAGCUGCUUAGUAACCUCUGGAGUUUUCAAAGGGACAUUUUUCCUGUACUUUUUCAAAUAAUGAUGUUUAAAACAGUUACCCUUGACAUGAGCGUCAUGCAGCUUUGCAAAAGGAUGGCUGUUUGCAACUGAGGCCUGGGCCCGCCCGUCCCCUUUCUGUAGAUGCUGCAGCUUUAAUCCGAGAGUCCACAGUUGCUGCUUCCUGAUCUCCGAGUUACUCUUUCCAAAUUGUCUUCUGACGCUGUUGCUGAAGUCACUCUGUACACAUCCUAGACACCGAUUUUUUUGCCAAGCUCUUACAGGUGGUUCAUCGAUCGAUGGCAUCCGCAUUUGGUAUCUUUUACACUUCAACCAAAAAUUUAUUAGGUAUUUUUCAAUGCUAAGUCUUGCCUUUUAUUUUUUAAUUUCACUGCCAAGUUUGCAGUGGUUCUAAGUGAAUCUGUGGGCAUUUUAGCCUGUGGUCUUGCCAGAUCUUUGCGAAUUACAAUGCAUAUAUGUCUAUUUAUUCAAUAUCUGUCAUAUAAUAUCUAUUUGGAAGAAGAAACUUUCUCUUGUAGUGCCUCUUGACAAAGCACAAUUUCCCGCCUUUUUUUUUUUUUUUGUGAAAUGAAGAAAAAAACAAAUUGUGUUUUAUUGCAGUAUCAAUAAUGUGAAUAAGGAUUAACAUAUUGUAAAUGUUCCUUUUUCCAUGUAAAUCAACUAUCUUUGUUAUCACUAAGUGAUAAUUUUUAACUUAUGUGCAUUGUUAGGCUGUUAGAAUUUUUUGGUUGUUAAAUAAAACGCAUUCAA
Mus musculus (house mouse) is the source of this 5963-nucleotide messenger RNA. It is a transcript of the gene Satb2, whose product is annotated as special AT-rich sequence binding protein 2. NCBI's taxonomy places the organism in Eukaryota, Metazoa, Chordata, Mammalia, Rodentia, Muridae. Gene Ontology annotation, biological process: regulation of transcription by RNA polymerase II; chromatin remodeling; positive regulation of transcription by RNA polymerase II. The transcript is spliced from 11 exons. Gene Ontology annotation, molecular function: DNA-binding transcription activator activity, RNA polymerase II-specific; DNA binding; DNA-binding transcription factor activity. Gene Ontology annotation, cellular component: nucleoplasm; nuclear matrix; nuclear lumen. The coding region runs from base 948 to 3170 and encodes 740 amino acids. The record is from RefSeq and is a predicted model, not a curated record.